UGUGUGUCUGACCAGUUGGGUGUUUCAGUGUAGUUGACUUUUUCCUUCCGUCUUCUCUGUUCUGUUCCCACCCUAUAACACCCUGAGUCCCCCCUCCACUCCUGGCAGUGUUUCUCUCUUUUCAGGUAUCACUUCUCUUUCCUCUGCACUCUGCUGCUUCUUCUCCAAGUAGUGCCCUUGAACCUCUCACGUCCUACAAGAGCAUCCCUGCUCCACACACACCCCUCACUGAGCACAGGAUGGACCCCCUGCCUCUGCUCCUAUACCUGUGCGCAGUGCUGGCACCGAGCCGUGGAUUCAGUGUGGACGUGGAGGGACCCAUCACCUUCCAGGAGACAGCUGAAGGGUUUGGGCAGAGCAUGUUGCAGAUCGGGAGUGCCAGCGGCGGGGGGCUGAUCAUCGGGGCCCCGCUGCAGACAGGAAAUGUGAAUGAAACAGGCAAAGUCUACAAGUGCGACCCGGACUCCAGACGCUGCCAGGAGAUCCCCAUCCAGAGGUCCCCAGAUGCCAUGGACAUGUCCCUCAGUUUGUCUCUGGCUGCCCGAGGCUCCCAGUUCCAGGUGUGCAUCCCCAUGGAGCAUCAGGCCUGUGGGGAGAACAAGUACGUCAGUCACAACUGCUACCCCCUGCAGCAGAGCUUCUCGCAACUCCAGCGCAUCCCAGACACCCAGCCAGAGUGCCCCAAACAUGUCACGGACAUAGCGCUCCUCAUCGACGGCUCAACCAGCAUCGCACCUGUGGACUUUGAAAAGAUGAAGAUGUUUGUCUCUGAGAUCAUGAAGCGUUUCCGCAAAACCAACACGCAGUUUGCCCUCAUGCAGUACUCGAAUGAAUUUAAAGAGCAUUUCGACUUCUCACAGUACAAGGGGAGCAGCAACCCUGAUGACCUUGUCGGGGCAGUCGUGCAGCUCACGGGUUGGACGCACACGGCCACCGCCAUCCGGAAAGUGGUGCGGGAGCUGUUCACCUCUGGGAGAGGCGCUCGGGACGAAGCCACCAAGAUUCUCAUGGUGAUCACAGAUGGGAAGAAAACUGGAGACCCACUUUCUUAUAAGAACGUCAUACCUGAGGCUGAGAGAGCUGGGAUCAUCCGCUACGCCAUCGGGGUCGGCAAUGCCUUCUCCAGUGAUACUGCCCAACAGGAGCUCCAGGAGAUCGCCUCUGAGCCCACCAGGAAGCAUAUCUUCGGGGUGGACAAUUUCGACACCCUCGAGUGCAUCGAGACCCAGUUGCAGGACAAGAUCAUCAUCUUGGAAGGUUAUUCAUCUCAGGUCAUCACAGCCAAUGGGCAGAGCAUCUACAUGGUUGGGGCCCCUCUAUGCCAAGGCACCGGCAAAGUCCUCCAGUUCAGCAGAGAUACCAAGGGUGGGGAAUGGACACCCGGAUCGGAGCUGUUGGGAGAGCAGAACGGCUCGUAUUUUGGGAGUAUACUGUCCACUGUGGACCUCGACAGAGAUGGAAACAUGGACCUGAUUCUAAUCGGAGCCCCUUUGUUCCAUACACCCCUGAAUGGAGGACGCGUCUAUAUCUGCCCGAUUAACUUGCCGGGGACGACGAUGAUCUGCACCAAGACACUACAUGGGCAGACGGGGGAAGUGUCUGGGCACUUCGGGGCCAGCAUGUCUGAAAUCGGGGACAUCAGCGGGGACGGACAGACGGAUGUGGCCAUCGGGGCUCCCAUGGAGAAUGACAAUCAUGGAGCCUUGUACAUCUUCCAUGGGGAAAAGGGAGGCCUCAGUCCCCAGUACAGACAGCGCAUAGUGGGGUCACAGUUUCCCAGCAGGCUGCACUACUUUGGCCAGGCUGUCAGUGGCGGGACAGAUCUGACGAGGGACGGACUGCCGGACAUCGCGGUGGGGGCACAAGGGCAGGUCCUGCUGCUGAGAAACGGGCACUUCUCUAUGUUAUUGCAGGCACUUGUAGAUCACUGUGGGUGCUUUGCUGACAUCAACCUCUGUCCCGAAGACAUUCUGGCCCCCAUCACCCUACGCUUCAACUACACCCUGACGGGGGAGCCCAUCGCUGCCGCCCGUGGCCUCAGACCCAUCCUGAGCGAGGACUCUGUGCUGGCGUCUGCAGGCUCGCUCCCGUUUCAGAAGGACUGCGGCACCGAUGGCCGCUGCGAUGACCAGUUAGCAGUCUCCUUCAAUUUCUCUGACUUGAGCACCCUGGUGGUGGGGGUCACCCCUGAACUCAACAUCACCGUCUCCAUCCAGAACCAUGGGGAGAAUUCCUACAACGCCAGGGUGCAGUUCUUCUACCCGGCCGCGCUGUCCUACCGCCGGGUCCUGCUGCUCCAGUCUAACAGGAGGGCCAUGACCAUUAAGUGCAGCUCAGCAGAGGGCUCAGAGGAGCAAUCUCAAAGGAACAGCAUCUGCCACAUCAACCACCCCAUCUUCUGGAGCGGGGCCGAGGUAGGGACGGGCCCUGGCCUGUGAACUCCCCAGGGGUGAGCCCAGCUGGGAGCA
Chrysemys picta bellii (western painted turtle) is the source of this 2468-nucleotide messenger RNA. The record is from RefSeq and is a predicted model, not a curated record. Lineage: Eukaryota; Metazoa; Chordata; Testudines; Emydidae.